Molecule: messenger RNA, 7570 nt
Organism: Hippocampus zosterae (dwarf seahorse)
Lineage: Eukaryota; Metazoa; Chordata; Actinopteri; Syngnathiformes; Syngnathidae
Product: ATP-binding cassette sub-family C member 4-like
Exons: 32
Coding region: 735-4703 (1322 amino acids)
Biological process (GO): transmembrane transport
Cellular component (GO): plasma membrane
Molecular function (GO): ATP hydrolysis activity; ATP binding; ABC-type transporter activity
Source: RefSeq, a predicted model, not a curated record
UACCGUGCUUCAUAUUAACACAAAGAAUGAUCAAUCGCGUUUCGAUGGAAGCAAAGUCCACUUUCAAGUUCGUCAUUCAUUUCGGGGCAAGAGGAUGACUCAUGACUUCCAGUUUAGGGGACUACAAUACAAUUUUGUGAGUGUGUGUGUGUGUGCCAGAGAGAGCGAGAUAGUAAGAUAAAUAUAGAGAAAGAGAGACAGAGAGAGAUCCACACGCAGUUUGACAGUAUGGGUUCUAAUAAUGUUUGUGUCCGUUUUUACUAGUGACGUCAAAGCAACGCAUCGUCCGCCACCCAGGUGAGGAUAAGCGGUGAGAAAGGAUGGAUGAUGGAAAUUAUCGAAAUGUACCACCAGGUGGCGUAAAACUGCACCUCGCCUUUCACUUGUGUCGUGCUGCUUGACGCGUAAUCAAGUCCUCAUUAAACAGACCUGACGCUAACCCCAUUGUUUGCUUUCGAAGAUUGUGUGUGUGUGUGUGUGUGUGUGUAUGUUUUAUCAGAUUUGGUCGCAAGUGAUUGAUGGACGCAUCCGAACCACAGCAGUGGUCUUGAUGACGUCACAUACACACGCCCCUUGCUGGCGCUCGCCUUCCAAGCCGGCCGGUUUCUACUAGAAUCCAAGUGGCCUUCCUCAAUGCUGACAGACGUAAUGUUCACAUAAACUCAGCCUGUUGUUUCUGUAACUAGCCUGGCGGCAGAAAAAAAAAACCUUCCCGUGUUACUUACCCCAGUGACAUGGAAGCUUUGCGUCAAGACGUGAAGGAUAAUCCGUCUUCAAAGGCUAAUCUUUUCUCCAAGCUUUUCUUCUGUUGGUUGAAUCCCUUGUUCAGGACUGGCUACAAGAGGAGGCUGGAAGAAAAUGACAUAUACGGGAUUCUUCCUGAGGAUGCUUCUGACAGACUUGGGGAGGAGUUAGAGUGGUACUGGAAGCAAGAAGUUAAGCAUGCGGCGAAAGAUCGACGCCAGCCUCAACUCACGAGAGUCCUCAUAAAGUGUUACUGGAGAUCCUACGCUAUCGCUGGAGCAUACGUCUUCAUACAGGAAGUCGUUAAAGUCAUUCAGUCAGUGUUACUCGGUACGCUCAUUGAGUACUUUGAGAGUGCUGAUGCCACAGGCCCAACGGCAGUCUACAAGGCCUACAGCUACGCGGCGGGUAUCUGCCUGUGCACCGUCUGGAUGGCCGUCCUCCACCAUCUCUAUUUCUACCAUGUCCAAAGAGCAGGCAUGAAAAUCCGUGUGGCCAUGUGUCACAUGAUCUACCGGAAGGCUCUCAGUCUUAACAACACGGCGCUGACUAAAACGACGACGGGACAAAUUGUCAAUCUGUUGUCCAAUGACGUCAACACAUUUGAUGAGGUAACCUUGUAUCUGCACUUUCUGUGGCUCACCCCCCUGCAAGCCGUAAUGGUGAUAAUAUUGUUGAUGUAUUGGAUCGGUCCAUCAUGCCUUGCCGGAAUGUCCGUCUUCUUGAUCCUGAUACCAGCGCAGACAAUGUUUGGAAGACUGUUUUCCAAACUGAGGGCUGACACUGCAGUCCUGACCGAUGACAGAAUACGAACGAUGAAUGAGGUCCUCUCUGGAAUUCGUGUGAUAAAGAUGUGCGGGUGGGAGAAACCCUUUGCUGCGCUUGUGGAUGAAAUCCGAAGAAUGGAAAUCUCCAAAGUAAUGAAAAGCUCCUACUUGCGCGGCUUGAACAUGGCAUCAUUCUUUGUGGCCAACAAGCUCAUCAUCUUCCUCACUGUUUGCGUCUACGUGCUGACGGGCAAGCAGUUGUCUUCCAGCACCAUCUUCAUGGCAAUUUCCCUCUAUAGCGCCGUCAAACUCACGAUCACGCUCUUCUUUCCCUUCGCCAUCGAGAAGGUCUCAGACUCCCUCAUCAGCAUUCAAAGAAUCCAAAAUUUUCUCCUUCUGGAUGAAGUUGCUCCGCAUCAUCUGGGACUCCCGGUGGAAGAGAAAAAAGACUGUAUGCUGAAGAUUCAGGAAUUGGUGUGCUCUUGGGACAAGACCCAAGAGGCUCCAACUUUAGAGAAUGUUUCCUUCACAGUUGGACCCGAUCAGCUGCUCGCUGUAAUCGGUCCUGUCGGCUCAGGGAAGUCUUCGCUCCUCAGCGCCAUCUUGGGAGAGCUGAGCCAGGAAAGUGGCGUGAUCAAGGUCCGAGGGGAUCUGACCUACACUUCCCAGCAGCCCUGGAUUUUACCCGGCACUAUCCGAAGCAACAUCCUUUUCGGCCGUGAGCUCGACCGCAUCAAGUAUGACCGAGUGUUGAGAGCCUGCGCCCUCAAGAGAGACAUGGAGCUAGUACCAGGUGGUGACUUGGCAUCCGUCGGGGACAGAGGGGCCAAUUUAAGUGGAGGACAGAAGUCGAGAAUCAGUUUGGCCAGAGCAGUGUACCAGGAUGCAGACAUCUACCUACUGGAUGACCCACUCAGCGCUGUGGAUGCUGAAGUUGGAAAGCACAUCUUUGAAGAGUGUAUUUGUGGACUUCUGAGGAACAAGCCACGUGUUCUCGUCACUCACCAGCUGCAAUAUCUGAAGGCUGCGCAUAAAAUUGUCGUCUUAAAGGAGGGUCAAAUGGUGGCCAAGGGGAGCUACAGAGAGUUGCAGAGCUCUGGACUUGAUUUCUCCUCACUCUUCAAGGAGGAGGACAGUCAGGAGGAAAGACCAAGCACGACCUCCAUCAAGUCCAUGUCAUCCAUGUCAUCCUUGUCCGCCUCCUGCUACUCGCUGAUGGAAGAGACGCUCACACUGGCAGCGCAACCCACGGAGGAGGAAAAGCGCAGGCAGGGAGACGUCAGCCUGCAAAUAUAUGUGAGAUAUUUCCGAGCGGGCGCUAACUUCCUGGUUCUCUUCCUCCUUAUUCUCCUCAACGCUCUUGCACACGUGGCGUUUGUGCUGCAGGACUGGUGGCUUGCUCAUUGGGCCGAACAGCAGCAGCAUGUUAAAGUAAAGCAGUCCCUCGAUGGCAGUCUCCCCACACAGCUGGACCUUGACCUGUACCUAAGUGUUUACGCAGGUUUAACAGGUGCAGCCGUGGUGUUUGGCUUCGUUCGCAGCUUGGUCUUUUUCAACGUCCUGGUGAGCUCGGCGCAGACCCUUCACAACUGCAUGUUUGACAGCAUCCUGAGGACCCCGGUGCAUUUUUUCCAAAUUAAUCCAAUUGGAAGAAUCCUCAACAGGUUUUCCAAAGACAUCGGCCACCUGGACUCUCUGCUGCCAUGGACGUUUGUGGACUUCACCCAGGUGUUCCUGCAAGUCCUAGGUGUGGUCAUAGUGUCCGCCAUCAUCAUGCCCUGGAUCCUCAUCCCGUUUGUUCCUCUCUUCGCCGCCUUCCUGUGGUUGCGACGUUACUACCUUCAGACUUCCAGGGACAUCAAGCGCUUGGAGGCGACCACAAGAAGUCCCGUCUUCUCCCACCUCUCAUCCUCCCUCCAAGGUCUCAGCACCAUCCGAGCAUUUAAGGUUCAGGAGAGGUUUCAGGAGAUGUUUGACAGCUAUCAAGAUCUUCACACAGAGGCCUGGUUCUUGUUCCUGACGACCUCUCGCUGGUUAGCCGUACGUCUCGAUGGGAUUUGCUCCAUUUUCAUCAUCUUUACUACCUUUGGCUGCCUUCACUUCGAUAUGGACCCUGGCACAGUUGGUCUGGCUCUGUCAUAUGCGGUGACAUUGACUGGCAUGUUCCAGUGGGGUGUCAGACAAAGUGCGGAAAUCGAGAAUAUGAUGACAUCCGUGGAGAGGGUGGUAGAAUACGCAGAGUUGAAAAGCGAAGCAGCCUGGGAGACAGACACAAUGCCGCCGAAUGAUUGGCCCAAGAGAGGCUCCAUCACGUUUGACUCAGUCAACUUUUCCUACAAUGCCAGUGAGCCUUUGGUCCUCAAGAACUUGAAUGUGGUCUUCCCAUCCAGAGAAAAGGUGGGCAUUGUGGGACGCACCGGUGCUGGUAAAAGCUCUCUGAUCUCAGCCUUGUUCCGCCUGGCAGAACCCGAGGGUAGGAUCACGAUUGAUGGCUUCCGCACAUCUGACAUUGGUCUGCACACCCUCCGCCAGAAAAUGUCCAUCAUUCCACAGGACCCAGUUCUCUUCACGGGCACCAUGAGGAAGAAUCUGGACCCUUUGAGCGAGCACACAGAUGAGGACCUGUGGAAUGCACUCCAAGAGAUGCAGAUGAAGGCAGUGGUGGAGGAACUGCCUCAUAAGCUGGAGACGCUGCUGACCGAGUCGGGCUCCAACUUCAGCAUGGGCCAGAGGCAGCUGCUGUGUUUGGCCAGAGCCAUCCUGAGCAAAAACCGCAUCCUUGUCAUGGACGAGGCGACAGCCAAUGUGGACCCAAGAACUGACAGCCUGAUCCAGCAGACCAUCCAGGGCAAGUUUCAAGAGUGUACUGUCCUCACCAUCGCUCACAGGCUCAACACCAUCAUCAACUGUGACAGAAUACUGGUCCUAGAUGCCGGUAAGAUCCAUGAAUAUGAUGAGCCUUACGUGCUGCUCCAGAAUCAGGAUGGGCUCUUCUACCAAAUGGUCCAACAGACAGGCCGAGCCGAGGCUGCCUCACUGCUGCACGCGGCAAAACAGGCAGCAUCGACGAAACACAUCCGAUCAAAAGUUGGACCUUCAAAACAAAAACAAGCACCACAUUCAAUAAACAAGCACAAAAUGCUGAGUGUGACUGCUAAAAGAGCCACCAUUGGGCGAAAGAAAGUAUGGUGAUGCUGCUAUUGUACUGGAAUGCUUUGAUUUUGAAGGCCUCAUUUCACAGCAAUGUUGCCUUAACAUGCCUUGGUACAUGCAUUGGGCAAAACAACUUCAGACCCCGGAAAAUGGCACCUAUGAAGAGGCACGCCUAUGAAGCACAGUUCAAACUUCAAUAUAUAUCAGUUACGCGGAGGACCAUGGCAAUCGAACAGCCGUGAGUGAGAGAAUUUACGAUAAAUGAAUCCAUGUUUUGCACGUGGAGGAAGCAGGAGAAUGAGUUUCAAGAAGACAAAGCUGAGUUUCAGAGGACCGAAUCAAGCAACGGAUUCACGGUCAAAGAACAGUCGGGAGAAGCAUCUCUACAGUCACCAUCGAACUGCAAAAACGCUUGCAGAUGAAAUGAAAAUCGAACAUUUUGAAGGAGGUCCAUCUUGGUGCUUUCGUUUCAUCAAACGGCGCCGACUAGCCAUCCGGGCAAAGACUUCCGUGGCGCAGCAAUUUACGACGGGCAACAAGGAAAAACUGGCCACCCUCCUCAUCCUCAAACCCGUAGGAUUGAAUAUUCUGCUCCCGUAGGGUUUGAGGAUGAGGAUUAAUCGAAAAAAAAUAAUGUGAAUACAUUCUUAAAUCCUUAAAUAAAGUACCACCGAACUCAGUUUUGCUCCAGUUGCUAGCGUGCAUGCAAGCUACAAUAUUUUUUAAAGCUAGCAUACAUUUUAUCAUGCAUGCGUCCAAUAAUGUGGUGCAUCUUGUGUAUGUAUUAAAUACAGAAAUAGCACCCAAAACUGACACUGUGCCUAUUAAUACGGUGCGCCGUAUACGCAUAAAAAUACGGUCAUGUAACAAUUUCUACACAAUAACCACAUUACAAUUUACGGUAUCAACACAAUUGUUUCUAUACGAAAAACAUAGUAUUAUGUGACGCUACCAGUGCAGGAUUUUCAACAUUUGAGCGGCUGCAUAAAUCACAAAAAUGUGAAUAUUUGACACCAGUGCAUUGGUAUUGCAUUCGAAGUGAUAGGAUUAUUAAACCCUACCAAACAGCUAACCCGGCACUCCACUGUCGCAAUAAUACAGUCAAUCCAAGAAUGAGGCGGCAAUGUAAGGACACUUGACUAUCAUUUUCUGUGAAAGUACUGCCGCCACCAGAACAUUAAUUUUAACAGAACUGGUCCCUUUGUAGAUUUGUCAUCCUCGGAUAUGAUCACAAAAAGUGUCCAUGUAAUCUUCCACCCGCUCCACGUAAUUUUGAGAUCAUUUUAAAGAUGAUUCCUGAAGAAAAAUUUUGUUUAACUUCAUGGUGAUUGGGGAUAAACUUUCUAUGGGGAUUACUGUAAUAGAGAAUGUCCAUAUUUUUCCCUGUGAAAUUCAUUUGUGAUGUAUUUCCCCCUCGGACACUGACGGGCGAUAAGAGCGGCGGGCUCGUCAUUGUUCAGCGCCAUUCUCUGCGCAUCUGUCUGGGGCCACAGAUAGCAUUGCAUUGCGACUUCAAACGGGCCUUUGUGCAAUGAGAAAAAGUGGGCAUCAUUUCAUUUUCUCACAACUUUAUCAGUUCCAGUACAUCUCGUCAGCCAGAGGAGUGAAAUGAGUAAAAUAGUGAUUUGAAAGAGUCAGCACACUGCGCUAUUAUUUGCUGUGCUGUUAGUCUGCACACUGCUCCACUGGCAGCGACGUAUUGUCCAAGCCUUUCCCUUUUCCUUUCCCGCAUUGUACGCCGCUUCCCCUUUCAUCAGAUUACUGUCUAGCACCACUUUUACAUUAAAUACUGAAAUGUUGUGUGACAAGUUUCUAUGGUUGUCACUCAAGUUUAUACACAUUCAAUAAUCUGAUAUCAACCUCUUUCUGCUUUGUGCACGUGAAGAGGCUCUCCCACCCCCUCUCUGGAUAUUGUGCCUUGCCGACUUCCUGUUUUUUUUUUUUCUUUCCAAACUUUCCACCGCUGGUGAAUGGCAUUGUGUUCUUACAAGAAUUUAAUAGAAAAGCACACAAAAAUGUCAGCGUUGGAUUACGUUCAUAGCUGGACCCUUUUUCUCGUGGUUCCAAGGACGCAACUGACUCCACAAAUAUGACAUUCAAUGCUAUAUUUGACCAACCUCUAAACCAUCAGGCUUUAUUCUGGCCUUCAACGCGUUUGCUAUCGUGGGUAAGACAAACAGCCAAAGUCAAGUAAAAUCCAACACUUGUGGACAUGCAAUGUGUUCUAAUUUCAAAACUGUUGUAGUGCAGCUGCCUCAUGCUUUCGCCACGAGUUAACUUCGUAAACAAAUACAGUGCAGCUCAGCCUGUGGCUGGAGGAUGUCGUAGCGAGAAAUCAGGUUUCAGCAGUACAUCAGACGCACAUGAAACUGUGUUUAUAUAGUUGUAUAGAUGUGUUUUCACAGACUGGUUUUUAAACAAAACUUAACCUAAUAACUUCAUGUCUACAAAAAUGUGUCGCAACUUUGGAACAGUAGGAAAAUGCGGGUCCCGGGGUAACGAGUUUAGAACCACUGUACUAGACCAUCAUACUGCCCCCAAAAUGAAGUGAUUUACCCUUUGAGUGAAGGAAGAUGCUUGUUACAUUUAAAAAUAUAUAUAUUAGCACCAUCAUAGGGGCAUAAUGUUAGCACGUUUAAAAACAAUACAUUGUUUCCUUAUGAUAUGUUUGAUUGACACACACACAAACGGAGGUGAAACCAGUCGGUAAAUAUAAAGUCAUAUUGAAGGAAAGGUAAUGUCAUCUUCCUUGCAGUCGUUCAGUUCCUGACUAUUUGUACCAAGAAUUCAAGGCUUGCUAGAUAAACAGUUCCAUACUAUCAGCAGGACUGAACGUUUUCCCAGUUAAAUAAGCCACUCUGGCAUGCUUGAGCGGCUGACAUAUCCCUUCAAGUCAGCGCUGACUG